UUGAGCUUUGGCUCUCGCGGGGCUGCUGCGUGAAGAUGGCGGCCGAGCUAGUGGAGGCGAUGAACAUGGUGAAAAGCUUCAGAGUGUCGGAUCUCCAGAUGCUGCUAACCUCCAUGGGUCGCAGUAAGAGCGGCCUUAAGCAGGACCUGGUGGGCCGGGCCCUGAGGCUGGUGCAGAAGGAGUACAGCCCGGAGCUGCUGCUGAACAUCCGCCAACUGUACGAGUCGCGCUUCCCCAAGGCGCCCAACUGGGUCGCCGCCAGGCGGCCUGAAGUUGUCCCGGGGUCCUACCCCAUCCACAGCUCCCAGCCCACCAGCACCACCAUACAGGGCACAGACUACCUCAAUGGGAUCCCCAAGCCGUCCCCCUCCCCUGCUGCCGAGGUGAAGCUGGCGUCUCUUCCCUUCUACCAGACCCUGGAGACGCUGCUACCCCCUACAGAGCUAAUUCCCCAGAACGGUGAGAAACUGCAGGACAGUCCGUGUGCGUUCGAGCUGACACAGAGCCAAGUGGACCAGAUCAGAAACUGCAGAGAACUUCGCCCAGGAAUAAAGUCUAUCCAGGUGGUUCUAAGAAUCUGCUACACAGACACCUCCAGCGUACAGGAGGACCAGUACCCCCCUAAUAUUGCAGUCAAAGUAAACCAGUCCUACUGUCACGUACCGGGAUACUACCCUUCUAAUAAACCCGGCGUGGAGCCACGUCGACCUUGCCGCCCGGUCAACAUCACGCCCUGGCUGCACCUCUCCACCGCCACCAACCGCAUCACAGUCACGUGGGGCAACUUUGGAAAGCGGUACUGCGUGGCUCUGUACCUGGUGAGGGUCUUCACAUCCGCAGAGCUCUUCAGCCAGCUAAAGCACUGCUCGGUGGAGAGCCCGGAGCGCUGCCGCGAACGCAUCCAAGAUAAGCUGCGAUUCGACCCUGAGAGUGAGAUCGCCACCACAGGGCUGCGUGUGUCACUCAUCUGCCCGCUGGUGAAGAUGCGCCUGGGCGUGCCAUGCCGUGUGCUCACCUGUGCUCACCUGCAGUGCUUCGACGCAGUCUUCUUCCUGCAGAUGAACGAGAAGAAGCCCACCUGGACCUGCCCGGUGUGCGACAAGCCCGCCCCCUUCGAGCUGCUCACUAUUGAUGGGCUUCUGUCUGAGAUCCUAAAGGAGACCGAGGAUGUGGAGGAGAUUGAGUACCUAGCUGACGGCUCGUGGAGGCCAAUCCGUGAGGAGAAGGAGAAGGAGCGUAGCAGUACACCAGAGUGCCCCCUGCUGGACAUAUGCUCCCCAGAGGCAAACGGCCACUCCCCGGCCCACAGCAGCACCAGCCAGAGCGGCAGGUCAGCUCCGGCGGGCACAGCUCCGGCACCGUCUGCACCAGCGGGGGGCGCCGUGGUGGAUCUGACGCUGGACUCGUCAUCUGACGAGGAGGAGGGAGGAGGAGGGGGAGCGGGAGACAGCGAGGACACAGACGACAGCCAGGACAGUCCCCCGCCUAAGAAAGGCCGAUACGACUACGAUAAGGACCUGGUCACUGCGUACUGACCGCUGGGACCUACGGACUGAGGGGGUGGGGAUUUGGGGGUAGAGCCGAGGAUGGAGUCUUUCGCCAUUUCCUGUAUCCCCUCUCUUAGACACACACAAAUAAACACACACCCACACAUACACUGUCAGUCUCUGGAUGAGUUACGCUUCCUCAAAACACCACUGCAAAAAGAAAUAAUAAAUAAUAAUAAUGAUAAAAACACUGCUACCCCAGCACCAAUUGCCCCUCCCCCCGCCAUCCCCACCAUACGGAAACCAAAAGGCCAUAUAAACCCAGCAGCUCACAGCUCUCCUCCAAAAUCUCCUAUAUUCCAGUAAUCUCACACUUUCCUCUUCUUUUCACGGAAGAUUACAGAAGAGACUCGAGACCACUCCCCUCUGAGAUGAGUAGCGAUAAUAACUUUAACAGGCAUGCAACAACAGGUCUGGAAAGACUUUAGAGAGGGAAAAGCUCAGAUCAUGAGUAACGUGGCACAAAAGUUAUCGUCUGUGUACAGCACACUGAUACGAUCCCCUUGUUUUUCCAACGCCUCAGCUCCAUUUUUAAAGAUUUUGAAAUGGGGAGGGAAGGGCGGGUACGGCAGUCAUAUUUGGAAACCCAGCAUACCCUGGAUUUAGAGUUUUGAGUUAUGUGUCUAAGCUGACCAACCUACCUCAGUCCAACGUUGCAAAUACGACAGCGAGGAGUCUUGGUGGGGGUGGGGGAAUGGGAGGGAGUCGAGGACUGGAAUCACUUUUGUGUAUGAACACUGGAGACAAGGAAAUUAGUUUUAUUACUGAAAUUUUAUGUUUUUUUUUCUGCGCUUUGGCAGAGAAAAUUGAGCCUUUUCUUAGUAUAGGAUUCCAGUUAUUAGAAGUGGAGUUUCCAUCUGAACAUAAGAUCACAGGUACUGUUUAGGGACUGAUAAUACAAGCUUGACUCCAAUGGCGCUGUAAUUUUGACUCCAUUUUGGCUCUGUUUUUAACAGGAUCUGAGGGGGCUUACCUUUUAAUACUGACUGAAUGAGGUGUGAUCAUAAUUAAGACACUAUUGUGCUGUGGACUGCUGCAACUGUGCUGAGAUGUAUUUGGCCAGUGAUUUGGAGCAAGUGACAAACCAGGUUAAUCAACCCAUGAGUAAUCAACAGGUGGGUUCUCCAUAUUCGUUUUGGCACUAGUCUCAUUCCCAUAGGUCAAAACUUUUUUUUUUCUUGUUAUUUUAUUUGUCUGUUUGUUUUUGUCAAGAAUGCAAUAAUUUUUGGGUGGGGUGGACUGGGCUACAGAGCAAAGUGUUGAUUCAUUCUUUGCCUGAUGGCGAGGAGUAGGGGCAGGAGUGUGGAACCUCCUUUCGUUUGCCCCCCGUCAUCCUGGUGUUCUGGCAUCAGAGGCGGGACUCACACUGACGGUUGUUUUCCGGAAGGAGCAGCGGAAUGCCCAGAGCUGCCCAGCUGCUCUCGGUCUGCCCCCUAGCUGUUUGCCCAUCAGGUGGUGCUUUUGUGAUUGGUCGGUGCCCGUUUGUGCAUCUGCAGGUUCUCUUCCCUUCUUCGUUGCAGCGUUUAUGCCGGUUGGAGGCUCUGUCUUUGGUGACGCCCAUCAGCCAUAUAAAUGCGGGCUUUACUUCAGCAAAGCAGGGCUGCAGGUCUUCCCUCAUGGAGCAGUGGGGGAAGGUGGGCCAGGCUGGAACUGAACCGCUUCUUGUAAAUAUCGCCGUGUGCCCCUGCUUCUAACUAAAUUUGACCGUAAAACACAAUAUUCCAGAGACUGGGGGCAGUUGUGCAAAGGGCUGUCGUUAGAUCACAUGCUUAUUUGUCUACCUUUUAGCUUUUGCCUUUGCCUCACUUGAAAUAAUUAUUCAGGUUCACCCAAGUAUAACACAGCUAGUCAAGAGGAAUCUGGAGAUCUGUUGUAAAAGCAGGUAAAUGGAUGGAACAUACUGUAAACCAUAAGAGUUGGUUUACGGGAUGCUGACUGUGUGUGUGUUGUGUGUGUCUGAGAGCGUGAAUGUGUGU
Molecule: messenger RNA, 3523 nt
Organism: Megalops cyprinoides (Indo-Pacific tarpon)
Lineage: Eukaryota; Metazoa; Chordata; Actinopteri; Elopiformes; Megalopidae
Gene: pias4b
Product: protein inhibitor of activated STAT, 4b
Exons: 11
Coding region: 36-1535 (499 amino acids)
Biological process (GO): regulation of transcription by RNA polymerase II; protein sumoylation
Molecular function (GO): zinc ion binding; transcription coregulator activity; SUMO ligase activity
Source: RefSeq, a predicted model, not a curated record